Hyla sarda is the source of this 5002-nucleotide messenger RNA. It is a transcript of the gene CEP162, whose product is annotated as centrosomal protein 162. Gene Ontology annotation, cellular component: centrosome; centriole; axonemal microtubule. The transcript has 29 exons. Gene Ontology annotation, biological process: cilium assembly. Lineage: Eukaryota; Metazoa; Chordata; Amphibia; Anura; Hylidae. The record is from RefSeq and is a predicted model, not a curated record. The coding region runs from base 298 to 4686 and encodes 1462 amino acids.
UCACCAGCCCAGUCACACCGAAGAGCAGUGAUCACGUGUCUGGAGCCCGGACCACAACACUGUCACGUGACAGGUCCUCACAGUCGCUCCAUUUACCCAACCGUCACUUCUGAGCGCUCCAUCUCCAGCCAAUCACGUGUCACGGCUCCUGUGUGCAGGAAGCUAUUGGUGGUUAAGCGGAGAGCGGUGAUUGGAUGUACGGGAAAGCAGGCGGCAGCGCUGUGUGUUGUCCCGGUUACCGGCUCACAGCUGAGCUCCUGUGUGGUGUCACCCAGCCUGAGUGUGCUCAGAGGAGCCAUGUCUCAUCGGUUGUCUAAAGAGGAGCUGGAUGAGCAGUUCGAGCAGUUCUUGAAAGAGUCUCUUUCAGAUGACUCAUUUGACAGUAACAAAAAAUCAGUUGUUCUUGAGAAUCCCGGAAAGCAUAAAGUAAAAAAAACAAAAAAGAAAGAUGCUUCUCCAUGGUGGAUCACUGAAGAUGACUCUGACGAUGGAGCAAAUCAACCAAGGUCAUAUUUAAAACAGAAGAAGCAAAAAAGCAGGUUGACAACUGAUGCAGAUGAUUCUGGAUUUAAUGAUAGAAACAAAUCUGUGCCAAGCUUCCGUUCUGAAUUGGCAAGGACAAGCCGCAGCUUUUUAAAAUCUCAAAGUACAUCACAGCCUAUUGAGGAAGUAGAAGAAGAAGAGCAUGUUGAAGAAAUGCAGAAAUCUAUUGAUCCCCUGAUUACAUCAAUAGAAAAGGACAGCUUGGAGAUUGAUGAUUCCGUUUUGGCUUCUGGACCAAAUCAAACUUUUCCUGGGGUUGGACUUGAUACUUUGGAAGAACAAGAAGAGAAGGAAAGGUUUUUUGCUAGACUAGAAAAAGGUGCUUCCUCUACAAUUGACUAUUCUAAGUUAAUAAAGGAACUGGAUUCUACAGAUUCAACACAACUUACAACUUAUAUGCGCAAUAAUAACCAUGCUCAAGCAGAUGAGAGUGAACAUAGAGAUGAAAGUAAAGAUGUAUCAGAAUCAAAGAAAGUCCAUUUUCAACUAUUGUCCUUUUCUUGUUUCCCCCAAAUAUACAAAGUGAAUUAUAGUGAAGACUUUGAAGAUGAACCAGAAUUGAACGGUCAUUUGGUCAAAAAAUCAGAAGAAAAUGAUGAUCCUGUCCAGUCUAAAAGUCAGACACAUUAUGCAGAAGUGAAACAUGGAAUGCUUGAUAAAGUUUUGCUGAUCGACUCAAUGGAUUCAACAAUAGACACUCAAAAGAUUUUGCAGCAAACACAGGAUGAAACGGAAUCUGUUAUGCCCCAAGGGACAAAUGAAGCAAUGGGCACAGGAUUUUCAAAUCCGUACACAAACAGUGACAUGGAGGCUUUACAUCAAGCAUACAAAAAUCUUGAUUCCUGUAUAAAAGACACAGAAGAGCAGACCAAUUAUCUUAAAGUUACAGAAAACACAAUUACAUCGUAUGAGCAUGCUAUUGAUUCAAAGGAAAACAGCCUUGAUAAAGUGCUAGCUGGCAAUUCAGACAUAUCUACAGUAGAUGAAUUAAUGCUUCGUAUAAGAGAAGAAGAAGGUUAUACCACUUCAAGCUUAAACAUAGACACGAACAAGGGGGUGCUUCCAUAUGUUCUGCAUAAACCAAAAGAAGAAGAUCUAAAGAAGACAUUAGAAGAAGUUUCCCAAUACAAUACAAGAACAAGUAAUGAUUUCCCUGCACAUGAACUUGAUAUUCAUUACAAAAGCAAGACAAAUAUGGUAAAUCAGAAUGAAGAGCAGCCUACAGCUUUCAAAAAGCCAAGCCAUUCAGAAAUGUUUGCCCUGUACUCUGGAGAAAGAAGUGAUCAUGCUGACAAUCAUGUAAAUUAUCCUGCUGUAAGUACAGCCCCGCCUGGCCUGAUCCAUAAGAACCAUCCAAACAAAGUUGUCAAGAGUCCAACAUCCUUUUUAAGGAAAGGUCAAAACGCACACUAUUCGUACGUGAAGAGCUCUGGCUAUGGAAAGAAGAGCAUACAAAUAAAACAGACUUCUAAUGAUGACAGUUUGACGUCCAAGGAAUUACAUACAGAAAUAAAGUGGAAGUCACCUACUGAUCGUAAACAAAAAGAUGUAUUGUCUGCAACUAAGUCUAUAAGGUUUGCAGAAAAUCAAAUUUGUUUACCAAAAGACAACAUGAAACAUCAAGAGACUGCAGCUCGAAUCAAUCUAGCAAAAUCUGAAGAAAAGUUGACUGUUCCUGUUGGUACAAAUGAAACAACCUGUGAAAGGUACAAAGGCUCAGAAAUCCAUUAUUCAGAUGUGUGUGGCAAUGAUCUGACCAUCCUUCAAAGACUUCAGAAUGUUGAAGAGAAGUUAAAUGCAGGACAUGUGAAGACAGUCCAUUUCAAAGAAGACUCUGUAAUCAGGGAGCAGGAAUUCAAGCAGGAAAUAGAACAGAUGAAAAUAAAUUAUGAGAAAGAAAUCAAAGAACUAAAACAGGAAAACUUCAUUCUUCAAACAAAGUUACAUGCAGGGGAAGAAAAAAUAAAGCAAAGGAGUCAUCUGUUAGAUCAAACUUCCCCAAUAACAGAAGAGAAUAUUCAGCAAAUUAAACGAGAUAUAUUAGAACAAGAGACUCUUCUGCAUGGGUAUCAACAGGAAAAUGAAAGGCUGUAUAAUCAAGUCAAAGAUCUCCAAGCUAAAAACAAAGAGAAUGAACAGCAAAUGUUUCAAGAAAAUCAGGCUUUGAAGGCUGAGCUUAACUCAUUAAGGGAAAAGGUGAAUAGUACCAAAAUGCACAACCAAUAUACAGGCAGUCAAUCAGACCACAAUACCGAGAGGUUUAAAGAUCUAGCUACUGAACUGAGUGCUAUUCAGAAAAGAGAGAGCAAUUUGCUAGAGGAUAUAGCCAGCCACAAGAAGGAUAAACAGGCAUUGGAAGUAGACUUGUUACAGAUGAAGAAGGAGCGUGAUCUUUUGAAAAGCCAGUUAGCCAACAUUUUAGAUGAUAAAUCAUAUGAAAUUAGGAUAAUGGAAGAGUCUUACAAGAAGGAAAUUACCCGGCUGAAUAAAAGGUUACAGUGGUAUGCAGAGAAUCAAGAUAUAUUGGAUAAAGAUGCAGGGCGACUAAAAGAUGCAUAUGAACAAAUAGAAAAUCUGAAGCUGCAGGUUGAAAAGCUAAGACAUGAUGAUGGAAAUCAGACUACCCAACAACAAAACCGUUUAAAGGACAGAGCCGCAGAUGCAAAACGAAUUCAAGAUCUUGAGCGGCAGGUUAAAGAAAUGGAAGCAAUUAUUAAGAGAAGACACCCCAACUCCAUACCUGCAAUUCUGUUUGCUGCUGCAGCAGUGUCUGAAACAGAGAAGCCAUCAAAAAGUAGUACAGUAGUCUAUUUGGAAAGAAGGAUACAAAAAUUAGAAAAUGACCUUGAAAUUAAAGAUGAAGAUGCCAAGAAAAGUCUGCGCAGCAUGGAGCAGCACUUUCACAAAGUCAAGAUACAAUAUGAGAGUAGAAUAAAUGAGCUUGAGGAAUUACUUGCUCAGAGACCACUAAAUGAACCACAAAAGAAUAGUAUAGACAACACAGUAAAAGUGAAAGCCCUUGAACAAGAACUUUCUAUAUUUAAGGAUGCUCAUCACACCACAGUAAUGAAUUUGCAAAAAGAAACUGAAGCCCUUAAAGCAAAGAACUUAGUUUUAGAGCAUAAAUUAAUGCUUAAAGAAGGAAACACUAAGUCAAAUAGAAACCUAGAGGAUACCCCUGAUCAAGCAAGAAUGACAAGACUUAGUGAGGAACUUGUUUCUAAAAAUAAGGAAAUCCAAGAACUUUCAAAAACAGUUGAGCGGCUUCAAAAGGAAAGGAUGAUGAUGCUUUCGGUUAAACCCAAUUCAAGCUCAGUCAGUAACAGAAUCAAGCACUCGGGUCCAUCUGCUGGUGUUUUACCUCUUCUGAGUGGAAGCACAAUAGAGAAGGAAUAUUUUCCUGAUGUGCGUGAUAAUACAUUAUAUAAGCCAGACACUUUCACAGACUAUAUUUCUGAUCUGCAACAACAAAAUAAGAAACUUGAAACUGAAAUACUUAUGUUAUCACAAGAUAAGAACCAACAAAUGAAACAUUUGGAAACCUCUCUGGCUAAUGCAGAGUAUGCUAUCAAAAGGUUAAAAGAUGAGGCAGCUGCACAGGUUGCAGCACUUAAACAAUCUCACCAGAGAGAACUGGAAAAACUGAUUUGCCAACAAGCCUUAGAGCAUUCUUCAUCUAGAGUGGCUGAACUAACCAGUAAAGUUUCAACUCAAGAGAUCCUCAUAAAGCACCUACAAAAGAAAGUUGUUGAGCUACAAAAAGACAGGGAGACCCUGGCUGUUUUGCGACUCAGGGAGGAAACUCUACAGAAUGAGAUGGCAAAGCUGUUGGAUGAACUGAAGAUGGCGAAGGAAUGUCAGAGCCCAGAAAUGAAGCACUUUUUAAAACUUGAAAAUAAAAUCAAACACAUGGAAAUAAGGCAUUCACAAAGAGAGCUAGAACUGCAACAGAUAAAUGAUCAGACACGUCAUGUUGCUGAAUCUACACAAGUUAAGGAAAUUGAAGAAUGGAAGAGGCUUGUGCAACAAAAGAACACAGAGCUGGAGAAGUUUAGAAAAGAGUUAGAUGCAAUAUUGGAUGUUCUCCGAAUGCUACAGAAACAGGGUGUUGUUAUACCUGCUUCAUCAUCUGAAAUAUACUAACAAGAAUGAUUUGCUAAUAACACAAUUGGUAUUUCUACAUGCAUCUCAUAAUUUAAUGUUAAAUAUCCUAUUUGUAGAAAUGUAUUAUUUUGUCUAUAAAGCUUUUUUUUAUAUAUAAAAAAUCUGUUUGUACAUUAUCACUUUAGUAUAUUGCACAUUUUUACAAAUUAAAAGCACACAUUUUGACCAAAAUGACACACAGACCUCACCUAUAAAAUGUUCCUGUAAAAUCCUGACAUCCCAACUAGUAUUAAACACAGUUUUCUUAAGGUUUAGCAGCCAUAGUAAAAAUACAAAAUAAAAUUAAGCAUAGUAA